Coffea eugenioides is the source of this 1129-nucleotide messenger RNA. RefSeq names its product protein BASIC PENTACYSTEINE7-like. Gene Ontology annotation, molecular function: sequence-specific DNA binding; DNA-binding transcription factor activity. The record is from RefSeq and is a predicted model, not a curated record. Gene Ontology annotation, cellular component: nucleus. The transcript has 2 exons. Gene Ontology annotation, biological process: response to ethylene. NCBI's taxonomy places the organism in Eukaryota, Viridiplantae, Streptophyta, Magnoliopsida, Gentianales, Rubiaceae. Bases 211 to 912 code for a protein of 233 amino acids.
UUUUCCAUUCUUCCUCCCUGAUGUGGAAAAUAGUUGACAAAAGAAGGGUGUGAGUCAGUCACACAUGCUAAUCAAAUUGCUCAGUUUUCUGCAUGUAACUUCCAUUCACAAAGGGGCCGGUGUUCUGUACCAACAGUAGAUGGGAAAAUAACUACUCAGAAUUCUGUGAGAGUUUGCACAUCAAAGCUGUGGAGUUCUACCAAAACACACAUGGUUGCCUUUUCCAAGAGAUGCUCUAUGGCAUCUGAAGUUAAUCACUCAGAGCCACCGUUUCCACAAUUUCCAGGGGCAUAUCCUGGGGCUUCCUUUUCCUCUAGCGGAUUUGCUUUUCAUCCUUCUCAAGCUACUCAAAUGGACUCGAAGGCGGGCAUUGCUGCAGUGCCCAUUCGAUCUGUUCCACCUUUACAUGGACCAACAAAAAACAGAUUUGUAACAAAGCCUGUCAAGAUCAAGAAAAACUGGCCUCCGUCAAAUGAUGCGUGUCCUUCCAAUAAGUCGAGGCCCAAACAGCCAAAAAAGAAGCCUUCAACUACUAAGAAGACUAAGAGACCGCCUAAGAUUGGAGUAAACAUUGAAAGGAAGAAUCCAGAUUUGGUAUAUGAUGAAGCCAAGUUUGACUUUUCACGGGUGCCACCGCCAUUUUGCUCUUGUACUGGAGUUGCUAGAGCAUGCUACAAAUGGGGAUCUGGAAGCUGGCAGUCUUCCUGCUGCAAUACAAACUUAUGUCAGUAUCCUCUGCCAAUGAGUCCUUCAAGGCCAGGUGCUCGUGUGCCUGGAAGGAAAAUGAGCCAUGGAGCAUACACAAAACUUCUUUGCAGAUUUGCAACCGAGGGUCGCGAUCUUUCACAACCAAUCGAUUUGAAGAACCACUGGGCUAAACAUGGAACAAACAAGUUUGUUACAAUCAAGUAAAAAGAUGCAGCUGUUUUGACUGCCAAUCAUGCAUCACCUCUUUUGUAUAGCGGCAAGUUUUCUUUCUAGAUGCUCUUUCAGCUAUAAGUAUCCUAGGUACAUGGCAAUAGACAGUCAUGCUUUGGUUGUGUCAAUGUUCGAAUAUUGCCCUUUAGUUCUGUUUGUUCUUUGCGCUAGUCAUGAUCUGCUAGAUGUCCCUUUUAUGUUGGUCUCUUUU